AUGAGUCCCAUAAAGGCGCAGCCGCUGAAACCGAAAUUGGAUUUGCCCCAUCAAAACGGCAGCGGCGGUGGUUUCAAAAACGACACGACGAUGCAGUUGACGCCGGAACCGAUUCGGAGGUGUCGCUCCCCAUCGCCAGUCGUCCAGCACACGGGUUUCAUGGAUCAGUUGAGUGUGAAGCCGCUGCGAAGGACAAGAUCCGCCCGAUCAGCCUCACCAGCCGUCCACCGGUCCGUCCACAUCACGGCAGAUCAUGGAGUUCUGAUAAAAAAAACUUGGCAGCGCGUGCCGAAAAAUCAGUUUGGCGAAACGUUGAUCCAGGACUUGGCCAACCGGAUUGGAAGGGAAUCGUUUGGACCUGAUCCAACGUCCUACGAACGUCACGCACGACAUUUCGUCGACUUGAUCCAAUCGGCCGUCGACAAUUUGGCAGAUUUGGAAGAAGCGCUGAAGCCGUGGUUGACCGUUCUCGGAAGGGGACACGUUGGAUUUAGGAUAAAGUCAAAACACUGGGACUCGUUCGGCGAGUCCGUCCUCGCCACGGUGUCCAUCUACAUCGGCCCGGGGAGGCAGCACAAGGAGACUGUUAAGGCCUGGAUGCUGCUUUCCUCCUUCUUGGCAGACCGUCUCGGCGCAGCUUGCCGUUCUACCAACCUGUCCCCGAUGGUGACGCCGCGGCUCCAGUUGAUGACCUUCGUUCAGCCA
Molecule: messenger RNA, 705 nt
Organism: Mesorhabditis spiculigera
Lineage: Eukaryota; Metazoa; Nematoda; Chromadorea; Rhabditida; Rhabditidae
Source: the annotation of a GenBank genome assembly